CUGCGUCCAUCCCAAAAAACCUAAACUCCUAUCCAUUAUGCUCCUCUUACCACUAAUUCAGUCUAAAUUGUCGACUCCUAUCCAUUACGGUCCUAAAAAUUUGAAAACCUAACUGAACCUGGAUUUCGUCUUCCAUUAUAGCUCCAUCUUCAGAUUACCUAUCCCAAUCUCUAGUUCGAGGUUGAAAGCACAUGGCUGGUAAUGAGAUUGAAGAGUGGGUACCGAGAACGGAAGAAGGAGGUGAUGAAAUCCCCAAUUACGUACAACAGACAACCUGGUAGGCCAAAAACCAAGAGAAUUAAGGAUGCUUCAGAGAAAGCUACUGAGGGAACGAAGCUGGGAAGGGUCCAGAAAUCAUUGAAGUGCAGCAGAUGUGGGAUUUUGCGGCACAAUGUCAAGACCUGUCAUAGGCACUUGCCACCUAAGGAGAAGAUAAGCAAAAAGAGGAAGCUAGACAGUGGAGAGGACUCCACUAAUCAAUCUAAGGCUAAGGGUACCAAAAAGCCUCCUCUAACAAAGAAUGAGCUUAGGGCCAAAGUUAUACAGAAAGCAGAAAAGGUGAAGAAUAAGAGGGACGCACAUAAGGCAGCAGCAAAAGCUGUUGCAAAAACAACCACUGCUAAAGCAACAACAAAGUCGAGCACUGCUUCAACCACUACACAAGCUGCUAGAGCAAACAGUAAAGCUUCUACCUCUGCAAAGUCUUCAACACCAACAAGAUCAUCACAGAGGAUUAGAGCUGGAAAGGAUGCAUGAAAAUAGACCUAGGAGGCUGGGAUUAGCAAGCCAGGUUAUUUUAUAUUGAUUGAUGAAAUGUUGCAUUAUUUUGUGCAACCUUGUGCUGGGUCUAAUCUUUUGUUAUGAUGAUUAGAGCUAAUCUGGACAAAGCAACUAUUUCCAACUUCUUUUUUUUUUUUUGAUGCAAAACAGUGAAAUGCAUCUUAUUGGCUGCUAAUUCUUAAGACAAUGUCAGUAUUACUCCUAUUAUUAAUGAUAAGCACGUUGUGUUAUUUUACAACUU
Messenger RNA from Rosa rugosa (rugosa rose), 1021 nucleotides. RefSeq lists its product as uncharacterized. The coding region runs from base 202 to 756 and encodes 184 amino acids. The record is from RefSeq and is a predicted model, not a curated record. The transcript is spliced from 4 exons. NCBI's taxonomy places the organism in Eukaryota, Viridiplantae, Streptophyta, Magnoliopsida, Rosales, Rosaceae.